UGGGUGGUUUUGCAGUGAGCAGGCAUUUGAGUCAGAGCACAUAUGCUUCAGCUGUGAGAGGGCCCACUCCCAUUGGCUGGCUGGCAUCCCAGAGCAGAGGCAGAGAGAGGCAGAGAGGGUUGAUUGUGAGAGAGAAGCUGAAGAGAAAUAUAAAAUCUAAAGCAGACCUGAAAGAGGCAAAAAGUGGGUUAGAAAUUUGUCCAAAGUGAAGACAAACAGACUAGAAAUUCUCUGAAUAGAUAUAUUUGUUUUGGAAAUAGUUAGUAUAUUCAGUUGAAAGGUAUGGCAGAUAUAGCUGUCAAAAAGGAACAUGCAGCCCAUGCAGAUGUACCCUACGAUGAUGAAGAGGUUGCUCUUGUUGGUGCUGCCACAGAGCCCGCAGUAGAUGACGAUGACCCAGUUGAAGAAGUGGACCUGGUGCUGGAUGCCGGCUCUGGAGGCAAGAGUGAAGCUCAGAUGAAUGGGGUCAUGGUUCUCUCUCUAUUAGACAAGAUCAUCGGUGUGGUAGACAAGAUCCAGCAGACCCAGAAUGGACUCGAGGCUCGGCAAGAGGCCAUGGAGAAGUCCGUGUCAACCAUCCAAGGGGAGCUGGGGAAGUUGUCCAAGAACCACGUCGACACUGCCAACACUGUAAAUAAAAUGUUGGACAAGGUGCGCAAGGUCAGUGUCAACGUCAAGACGGUGCGGAGCAACCUGGAGAAGCAGGCGGGCCAGAUCAAGAAGCUGGAGAACAACGAGCACGAGCUGCUCAAGAGACGCAACUUCAAAGUCCUCAUCUAUCAGGACCAAGUGAAGACACCAAAGGAAUCCAAAUCCAGGACAGCAGAGACAGCUGAAGGCAAAACAGUGGAAGGCCUAGAGCAAAUACCCGAAGAAGGACAAGAAGGAGUUAAAGCAAGUCUCAAUUCAGAUGAAGAGAUUGAGGUUGAGGAAAUUAUUGAAGAGUCUCGUACGAAACGUCUCCAACGCACCACCAAGCAGCAAGUGGACAACAUUAAAAAUGCCUUCUCCAAAGAGAAAAUGGAGAAGACCAAAAUAAAGACCAAGGAAAACCUUGAAAAGACCAAGCAGAGGACCCGUGAGAAUCUGGAGAAGACAAGGCAGAAAACCCGUGACAACCUGGAGAAGACGAAGCAUAACCUGGAGAAAAAGAUCAACAAACUUGGAACCCGCAUGACCCCCAACCAGGAGCGGAAGGCAAAGAUAAAAAGCUCCAAAGAUAAAUUCAAGAAAUCCCUCAGCCCUGAUCACACAGUCUAUGCUCGCUCCAAGACAACCGUGUACCGGGUCCCUCCCUUUACCUUUCAUGUAAAGAAGAUCCGGGAGGGGGAGGAGGAGGUGGUGCAAAACACAGAGAUUGUGGAAGCGACGGACGGAGAGGCACAGCCAGAGGGAGAGGAGAACGGGCUGGGUGUGCAUGUGGAGGUGGAGGAGGGGGGGCUGGUGAAUGUAGAUGGUCCAGAGAUGCAGGGUCUGGUAGAGGUGACUGAGGACUCUCAGCUGGUCAGGGUGGAACCAGAGCAUCUAAGGAAGGUGGGAAGCGAAUAAAGGUGCCAGGAAGACAAGUAAAGAAUGAGAAGAAAAAAAUGGUGAUGAAUGAGUUUAAUUGAAAGGACACAGUAAUGAUCUUAGAGACUGUGUUGAGGUGAUCACUGUCUGACACCUCAUUUGCUCUCUGUUGUCUUUGUAUCGUACCCAACAACGAUGACUUCCAUGUUUGCUUAUAUCUAUUAUGCAAAUAAUAGAUAUCUAUAUAAAACAAUGGUAGAGUUUAAAAUAGAUUGUUAUGCUAGACUUAUGUGUAUCAAGUGUUUCAAUGUUUGGUUUUCUUUUGUUUCUUUGGUUUGACUAACUGCCUGUCUGAAAGAAAGGCACAGUAAAAAGUUUUAAUACCUCAUAAUGAAGAAAUCAUAUUCAAUCUUUCACUUGUUUGGCAUGCACAUUGUUAUGUAUGACCGGUGGUAGUUUUUGAUAUGGGUGAUGUGGCUUUGUACCCAAAGAGGCACACUCUGGGCAUAACCAGAUGGCAGAAAAUAAAUAAAUAAUUUGUCUGGACUGAA
Messenger RNA from Girardinichthys multiradiatus, 2060 nucleotides. Its product is annotated as caveolae-associated protein 1-like. The record is from RefSeq and is a predicted model, not a curated record. Gene Ontology annotation, molecular function: rRNA primary transcript binding. Gene Ontology annotation, cellular component: cytoplasm; caveola. The transcript has 2 exons. The coding region runs from base 283 to 1548 and encodes 421 amino acids. Lineage: Eukaryota; Metazoa; Chordata; Actinopteri; Cyprinodontiformes; Goodeidae. Gene Ontology annotation, biological process: termination of RNA polymerase I transcription; transcription initiation at RNA polymerase I promoter.